ACUCUGCUCCCUCCAUACUAAACACACGAACCAGACAAGUUCCUACGAAAAGCCAACACUCCACGCCCAUUUUCGUCGGGGAAUAUGUACCCAUCGGCUUUAGAUAAAUAAGGAAACAGCAGGCUGAACCAGAACUAAGAGAAAAUUGGGCAGAGAGAAGGCAAUGGCGAGUCCACCGAGGCGCUGGGCCUGCGGAGAGCUGCUGCUGCCCUUCAUGCUCCUGGGGACGCUGUGCCAACCGGGAUCCGGGCAGAUCAGCUACUCGAUGCCGGAGGAGCUGGACAAAGGCUCCUUCGUCGGCAACAUCGCCAAGGACCUUGGGCUGGAGCCCCAGGAGCUGGCGGAGCACGGAGUCCGCAUCGUCUCCAGAGGUAGGACGCAGCUUUUCGCUCUGAACCCGCGAAGCGGCAGCUUGGUCACCGCGGGCAGGAUAGACCGGGAGGAGCUCUGCGCUCAGAGCCCGCUGUGUGUGGUGAACUUUAACAUCUUAGUUGAGAACAAAAUGAAAAUUUAUGUAGUAGAAGUAGAAAUAAUCGAUAUUAAUGAUAACUUUCCGCGUUUCCGGGAUGAGGAGUUAAAAGUAAAAGUUAAUGAAAAUGCGGCUGCAGGGACACGUUUAGUGCUUCCCUUCGCGCGGGAUGCAGAUGUGGGUGUGAACUCCCUCCGGAGUUACCAGCUCAGCUCCAAUCUGCACUUCUCUCUGGAUGUGGUAAGCGGAACUGAUGGACAAAAGUAUCCGGAGCUGGUGUUGGAACAGCCCCUAGACCGCGAGAAAGAGACUGUUCACGACCUCCUCCUCACAGCUUUAGAUGGCGGAGACCCGGUACUCUCCGGCACCACGCACAUUCGUGUUACAGUACUCGACGCAAACGACAAUGCACCCCUGUUCACGCCAUCCGAGUACAGCGUGAGUGUUCCGGAGAACAUACCUGUGGGCACUCGGCUGCUCACGCUAACCGCCACGGAUCCAGAUGAGGGAAUAAACGGGAAAUUGACCUACUCUUUUCGCAAUGAGGAAGACAAAAUUUCGGAGACUUUCCAUCUUGAUUCCAACCUGGGGGAAAUCUCAACUCUACAACCGCUGGACUAUGAAGAAUCCAGAUUCUACCUCAUGGAAGUGGUAGCUCAGGAUGGAGGCGCUCUUCUUGCCAGCGCUAAGGUGGUGGUCACAGUACAGGACGUGAAUGACAAUGCCCCCGAAGUGAUCCUCACCUCUCUGACCAGUUCCCUCUCUGAAGACUGUCUUCCAGGAACUGUAAUCGCGCUGUUUAGUGUACAUGAUGGUGAUUCUGGAGAAAAUGGUGAGAUUGCAUGCUUUAUUCCUAGGAACUUGCCUUUUAAACUGGAGAAGUCAGUUGAUAAUUACUAUCACCUAUUAACAACUAGAAACCUGGACAGAGAAGAGACUUCAGAUUAUAAUAUCACUUUAACCGUCAUUGACCAUGGAACCCCGACCCUCUCUGCAGAAAACCACAUCCCCUUGAAAGUAGCAGACGUCAAUGACAACCCACCCAAUUUCUCUCAAGCCUCCUAUUCCACCUCUCUCCCAGAAAACAACCCCAGAGGUGUCUCUAUCUUCUCUGUGACAGCCCAUGACCCCGACAGCGGCGACAAUGCUCGAGUCACCUACUCCCUGGCUGAAGACACAUUUCAGGGGGCGCCCUUGUCCUCCUAUGUCUCCAUUAACUCUGACACCGGUGUCCUGUAUGCGCUGAGAUCCUUCGAUUAUGAGCAGUUGAGAGACCUACAGUUGUGGGUGACAGCCAGCGACAAUGGGAACCCUCCACUUAGCAGCAACGUGUCACUGAGCCUGUUUGUGCUGGACCAGAACGACAAUGCGCCCGAGAUCCUGUACCCCACCCUCCCCACAGACGGUUCCACGGGCGUGGAGCUGGCGCCCCGCUCCGCAGAACCUGGCUACCUGGUGACCAAGGUGGUAGCGGUGGACAAAGAUUCAGGCCAGAAUGCCUGGCUAUCCUACCGCCUGCUUAAGGCCAGCGAGCCGGGACUCUUUGCGGUUGGGCUGCACACAGGCGAAGUGCGGACAGCGCGGACCCUGCUGGACAGAGAUGCACUCAAGCAGAGCCUCAUAGUGGCGGUGGAAGACCAUGGCCAGCCCACUCUGUCAGCCACCGUCACAGUCACAGUGGCCGUGGCAGACAGGAUCCCUGACAUCCUUGCUGACCUUGGCAGUAUGAAGACCCCCAUUGACCCUGAGGAUUUGGAUCUCACAUUCUAUCUUGUGGUGGCAGUGGCUGCAGUCUCCUGCGUCUUCUUGGCCUUUGUCAUUGUGCUGCUGGCGCUCAGACUGAGGCGCUGGCACAAGUCACGCCUGCUUCAGGCUGAAGGCAGCAGGUUGGCGAGUGUGCCCGCCUCGCACUUUGUGGGCAUGGAUGGGGUUCGGGCUUUCCUGCAGACCUAUUCCCACGAGGUCUCCCUCACCGCGGACUCGAGGAAGAGUCACCUGAUCUUUCCCCAGCCCAACUAUGCAGACACGCUCCUUAGUGAAGAGAGCUGUGAAAAAAGCGAGCCUCUUCUGAUGUCUGAUAAGGUAGAUGUAAACAAAGAAGAACGGCGAGUUCAGGUUAGUUUUCUCUUUCGGUAAGGAUGACCAGAACAUUUUUGUU
Messenger RNA from Mandrillus leucophaeus (drill), 2627 nucleotides. RefSeq names its product protocadherin gamma-A5. Gene Ontology annotation, molecular function: calcium ion binding. The transcript has a single exon. The coding region runs from base 164 to 2605 and encodes 813 amino acids. NCBI's taxonomy places the organism in Eukaryota, Metazoa, Chordata, Mammalia, Primates, Cercopithecidae. The record is from RefSeq and is a predicted model, not a curated record. Gene Ontology annotation, biological process: homophilic cell-cell adhesion. Gene Ontology annotation, cellular component: plasma membrane.